UCGCCAUGCAUUGCGCAGGUCGAUCAGGAGAUCGAGCAUAUAGCCAUGGACUACUACCGCGAGACCUACGGCGGGUACGGGAUGGCGACGCCCGGGUACGCGGCGCCGGUGCCGUACGGCAUGUCGCAGGUGAACAUCGACGGCAACUGCGGCGGGCGGCCGAUGCCGCCGCAGCCCACGGUGAAGAUCUACUGCCGCGCCAACCCCAACUACGCCAUGUCCGUGCGCAACGGCAAGGUGGUGCUGGCGCCGGCCAACCCCAAGGACGACUACCAGCACUGGAUCAAGGACAUGAGGUGGAGCACCAGCAUCAAGGACGAGGAGGGCUACCCCGCCUUCGCCAUGGUGAACAAGGCCACCGGGCAGGCCAUCAAGCACUCACUCGGCCAGUCACACCCUGUGCGUCUGGUGCCGUACAACCCAGACUACCUGGACGAGUCGGUGCUGUGGACGGAGAGCAGGGACGUGGGCAACGGGUUCAGGUGCGUGCGCAUGGUGAACAACAUCUACCUCAACUUCGACGCCCUCAACGGCGACAAGUACCACGGCGGCGUGCGCGACGGCACCGAGGUCGUGCUCUGGAAGUGGUGCGAGGGCGACAACCAGCGCUGGAAGCUCCAGCCGUACUACUGAGCCAGCCAGCCAGCGCGCGCCAUGCAUGGCUCGUGCACGUACGCGGGGAGAUCGAGAUAUCCACACAUGCGUACGUACGUAUCUACUGAAGAAACGAUGUCAUGUGGACCGUCCCGGAUAGACAACAUGCAUGCGUCUCUCGCUACCUACCCCGCAGAAUAACGGAGCUGUUGUGCUUGUGUGUGUAAUCACAAGUUACGUAACAAUAAAGGACCUUCGUGAGCUGAUUGAACA
Molecule: messenger RNA, 867 nt
Organism: Triticum urartu
Lineage: Eukaryota; Viridiplantae; Streptophyta; Magnoliopsida; Poales; Poaceae
Product: ricin B-like lectin R40G3
Source: RefSeq, a predicted model, not a curated record